AUGGCACAAUAUACCAAAACCCUAAGCCCCGACUCCCUGCAAGACAAAGUCCUCGUCGUCACAGGGACAGGCGGAGCAAAUGGCAUAGGAGCCAGCCUCGUCGAGUAUGCUGUCCAGAAUGGCGCAUCUGUGUGCUUCGGGGACGUCAGCGUACAGGCCGGCGAGGAGAUUGCAAGGACGGUGAAGGCCAACGCCCCAUCCUCUCCUCCCCGCGCAGUCUUUGUCCCCACCGACGUGACAAAGUACGACUCCGUUUUGGCUCUCUUCGACAGAGCGAUGGAGGUCUUCGGACGCAUCGACCAUGCCGUCGCAGGCGCAGGGAUCGUCGAGAUUGGGAACGUCUUUGAUCCAGCGCUGGAUAUGCAGUCUAUCCGCGAGGCAAGUCAACCCAGUCUUCUUAAUAUCGGUAGAGGACAGGUCCUCGAUGUGAACCUCCUCGGCUGUCUGUACACAGCUCGCAUCGCGAGCGUGUAUCUGCGCCAGAACCGCUCAGAGCCAGAAGCAGACCGCUCGAUUAUCCUCAUUUCCUCGGUGGCGGGCUUUAAGGAAUCCCCGGGCCUGUUUGUCUACCAAGCCUCCAAGCACGGGGUGAUCGGCCUCAUGCGCGCACUGCGACUCUACCUCCACGGCCCGGCAUCCGCGCACAAUAUCCGCGUAAACUGUAUUUGUCCGUGGAUGACGACGACGGUGAUGGUCAAGGGUAUACAGGAGGGAUGGAUCAAAGCUGGCUUGCCAAUGAACUCGCCUAUGGAUGUAGCAAGAAUUACGGCAGCUGUACUGGGAGAUGUAACUCUUAAUGGGACCUCGAUGUAUGUCGAGGGCGGACGGGCUUGGGAGAUUGAGGCGAAUCUGGAUCGCCUCGAGCCUGCCUGGCUUGGAGAAGAGCCAAUUCGCCACAUCUAG
Aspergillus nidulans FGSC A4 is the source of this 903-nucleotide messenger RNA. Its product is annotated as putative 3-hydroxyacyl-CoA dehydrogenase. The transcript has 4 exons. The record is from RefSeq and is a predicted model, not a curated record. NCBI's taxonomy places the organism in Eukaryota, Fungi, Ascomycota, Eurotiomycetes, Eurotiales, Aspergillaceae. Bases 1 to 903 code for a protein of 300 amino acids.